AUGCCAUCCACCAUCCUACUCAUCAACGGUCCCAACCUCAAUCUGCUAGGAACCCGGGAGCCUCACAUUUACGGCAGCACCACACUCCCAGAUGUCACCGCAGCAGCAGUGAAGCAGGCCGAGGGCAGAAAUAUCGUCCUCAGCCAUUUCCAGUCCAACCACGAGGGAGCCAUCAUCGACCGCCUACACGAAGCUCGCGGCAAUAUCGAUUUUGUUAUCAUCAACCCAGGCGGACUCACUCAUACUAGUGUGGCGCUGAGAGAUGCUCUCCUGGCGACUGAGCUUCCAUUCCUGGAGUUACAUGUAUCGAAUGUACAUGCACGGGAAAGCUGGAGGCACCACAGCUAUCUCAGUGACAAGGCAGUCGGUGUCAUUUGUGGACUCGGCGUCUAUGGCUACACUGCGGCCAUCGAUUUCGUAGCGCAGCGGUUCGAGGCUGCGGAGAAGGCCGUCACAAAAUAA
Molecule: messenger RNA, 462 nt
Organism: Ramularia collo-cygni
Lineage: Eukaryota; Fungi; Ascomycota; Dothideomycetes; Mycosphaerellales; Mycosphaerellaceae
Product: probable Catabolic 3-dehydroquinase
Exons: 2
Coding region: 1-462 (153 amino acids)
Biological process (GO): quinate catabolic process
Molecular function (GO): 3-dehydroquinate dehydratase activity
Source: RefSeq, a predicted model, not a curated record